Molecule: messenger RNA, 1405 nt
Organism: Hermetia illucens (black soldier fly)
Lineage: Eukaryota; Metazoa; Arthropoda; Insecta; Diptera; Stratiomyidae
Exons: 3
Coding region: 785-1135 (116 amino acids)
Source: RefSeq, a predicted model, not a curated record
UAUUAACUUCAUAAUUGAAACUAACAUUAAGUUAUGUUUAUCAAACUUCCAAAAUUCUAUCAUUUAUUCUAACUUUGAACUUCCUUAUUUUUCCACUCUAUUUUUCUUUCAAUUUACACUCACGAUUUAACUAUUGCAUUACUGUAAUUUCUGACUAGUUAAAAUAUUUCUAUAUCAAUCAAUUUCUAGCUAAAUCUAUCUGAUUCCCCAUCUAAUUCUCUUGUCCUACCAAUAUUUUUUUUCCUACCCUUACCUAUCAUCACAAUUAAGUUAAAGUCAAAUUUAAAAUUCAAAAUAUCUGAAUUUCAAAUUAAAAUCCCUUACUUUCAAAUUCAAAUAUUCCAAAUUCUAGCUAUACCUAUAUGAUUCACCACCUAUUUCUACUCCUAUUAUCCCAUCAGAACUCACUUUCCCCCGCCUUACUCAUUGUUCUAUUUGUAAUUAAAAUUAUAAUUUUGAAAUUUGAAUAAUAAUAUCAAAUUCACUUUUUAACCUCAAAUUCCACUUCCAGUUGUUCCAUUUCUCGGUGGAAAAUUAGAUAGGUGAGGACGUCAGUUGCGUUCCAAAACAUUCUGACGAAAUGUCAGAUCAACGAACGAACAAAGAGAAUAAUCCAAUCCAUCACAAUAAAUAAAAUCAGAAAGUAUUUCCUGAAUUUCGAGGAGAUUAUUAUUGAGCUCCGAUUCCAGUUGCAAUAAAAUUAGCGGACAGCAAGUACCGACAUUGGAAGAAAUUACAUCCGGCAUACUUCUCGUAAAUGAUUAUGAGGGACCUGUAAAUAUCAAUGAAACUUCCCCCUCUACCUGCAAUUUUCCAGCCAACACCACGAGAGAAGCAGUACAAAGAGAUACUUUCAUUGGAGUCAAUCAAAGAACUUCAUAUUAACAAUUUCCACGAGAUUGAGCUAAUGAAAACCGAAAAUAAGAUCGUCAAACUUACCAACUGCGGUUUCGCCAUGGUUAUAAUUAUCAUCGUGAUCGUCUUCCUAAUUAACAAAUUCCUGGGGGGAAAUCGAUCAACAAUCAGUAUCACGCAAAGCACAGAAACCGAUAAGAUGCGACAUCAACAUCCGGCAACCAUCAGUAUCCCGCCACCUUCGAGUACGCCAAAAAUCUACAGUAGUCCAUUCUUUUGAUCCUGAUGAGGACAUCAGGAAGCUAGAGGGGGAAGAGUUAACGUCAGCAUAUUAACUUCAGCAUAGACAUCGAUAUCGACCGGAAAGACAACACGCGCGGUAUCACCUGAGUCAGCGGUCAUCGAUACAGGUGAAAUCAAAACAAAUGCAUAAUUGGCAAAUUGCAAUAAUUCGUGCUACUUUUCAUGUUUAGUAGUAAGAAUUCGGUAGUUAGUCUUUAGCAGUAUAUUGUAGAUUACACAUCUCGAAUAAUAAUUAAAUUUUUUUUAA